GCCGCAAUAGCCAUAAAUCCAUGGGACUUGGACGAUGGCAUCAUUGACUCUCCUUACGAUCCAAAGAGAGUAUUGGGGAUGGUAGCAGCAGAUCGCACAGUCGGCGUUACUGCCGCGUCACCUUGAAUUAGUAGUAAACUAAGGACUGUUGGCAUUGAUCCACUCAGGACCAGUGCUGGGCUCCCAGUCCUCUCUGCCUGCAUUGGUAGGAAACUGUGAUCUCCGCUUUACUUAAAGUUGGUCCGCUUCCUCUUUCUUGAACCCAUCCUCUUCUUUACUCCCUCGCCCCUCGUCAAGGUCCAACAGCAAACCCGCAGGAACAACGGGAAACUGAACCCCGCCGCCGUCGUCUUUCAUCUCAGGACACAACCGACAUAUCACAACCAGGAGUGGCCAGUCCUUUUCUCUCACAUACACAUACAACUACAUGUUGUCCAACGACCCCGACAAGGGUGAUCCCUUCAACCGGGACAACUCGCUCGAGCUCGACCGCCUGGACCAGACACUAGCGCACCGGUACCAAAUCGAUCCCCUCUCGGAUUCGUCCGACAACGACGAGGACGACCUCGAGGGCGUGGACGAGCACCAGACCCUGACAGGGAGCAAUAACAAGGGCGGAAAGGAAUCAUUACAGAAGCAUCAUCUCCAUCCGGAUGCAUCUCAUCAUCCCAACCCUGCGUCCUCACACCAUCGCACAGAACUCGAAGGCGACAACGAUACGGAUACGAUUGAUGUCCACAUCAUCCCCCUCUCCUCCUCCGAAGCCAUUGACCGUGAACGGGGCGACCUCCAGAAGAAUGUCACCUUCAGCAAUGGCCUUACCCUGGUUGUUGGCAUCAUCAUUGGGUCCGGUAUCUUUGCCUCCCCAGGUCCCGUUCUGGCCUACUCCAAAUCCGUUGGUGUCUCGCUGAUCAUCUGGUUCGUAUCAGGACUGCUGGCGUUUGCGGGAUCGUUAUGUUAUGCAGAGCUCGGAAGUGCGAUGCCGAGUUCUGGAGGUGGUGAGCAUGCAUAUUUGAACCAUGCUUUCGGCAGUCUACCUGCGUUCCUGUUCAGCUGGACUUCAAUUGCACUGUUGAAGCCGGCAGGAAAUGCAAUUAUCUGUGUCGUCUUUGCAGAAUAUGUCACCAACAUCAUUGCUCAAUCCGCCUGGGACCCCACACAGCCGAUGCGCCACUGGUCCAACAAACUGAUCGGCGUGGCCUGUGUCGUCGUCCUCUCUGGACUCAACUCUCUCAGCGUCUCACUGGGCACACGGAUCCAGGAUGUCUUCACGUUCAUGAAGGUCGUCACACUCUUGGUCAUCGGUAUCACCGGCGUCGUCGUCCUGGCCCAAAAGACGCUCUCGAGCCAUAACUUUGACCACGCAUUCGAAGGCGAGACCCAACCGAGUCUUGGGGACAUUGCCCUGGGGCUCUAUUCGGGACUGUGGGCGUACGAUGGCUGGAAUAACUUGAACUAUGUGUCGACAGAGAUGAAGAACCCGACGAAGGAUCUGCCGAGGGUCAUCUUUGCGGGUGUGCCGAUCGUGAUUAUUUUCUACCUGUUGGCGAACACUGCAUAUUAUGCGGUACUGCCACAGGCGACUGUCAUGAGCACCAACACUGUGGCGAUUGAUUUUGGAAAACAGAUGUUCGGGAACACGGGCGGCGUGCUGUUUGCGAUCUGUGUGGCCUGUAGUUGUUUUGGCGCCGCCAACGGAUCGAUCUUCACGGGCGCCCGCGUCAUCUACGCCUCAGCGCGCGAGGGCUAUCUCCCAAAGAUAUUUGGCAAGGUCCACGAGAAGCGCAAGACACCCAUCGCGGCCCUGGCUCUUCAGGCCGUCAUGACUUCUAUCAUGAUCCUCGGCGGAACCUUCUCAACCCUCGUAAAUUUCUAUUCCGUCGCCGCUUGGCUCUUCUAUCUGAGCAGCAUUCUCGGACUGAUCUACCUGCGUUACCACGAACCCAAUCUGAAGCGGCCCUUCCGGGUAUGGACCAUCGUCCCCAUAAUGUUCACCUUCUUGGGUCUCUUCCUGUUCCUCAUGCCCUUUGUCAAGGCUCCGCUCGAGUCCAGUCUUGCGAUGGUCAUUGUCCUCGCAGGACUACCGCUCUGGGUCCUCAAGGAACUCGUUUCCGGCAACAAGGGCACGCGGUGGCUGGACCUCAAAUCAAAAGUCAUGUAUUCUUUAGGCUUCCAACCCUCCGGCGGACGGCAUGAGCGUCUGGUCGGCCAUUGAUACCGUUCAUCUUCAUCCUCAUAAAAAAAAAAAAAAAAAAAGGCAUAAUAAUAAACACAGAUAGA
Messenger RNA from Gamsiella multidivaricata, 2280 nucleotides. Its product is annotated as amino acid permease-domain-containing protein. The transcript has 5 exons. NCBI's taxonomy places the organism in Eukaryota, Fungi, Mortierellomycota, Mortierellomycetes, Mortierellales, Mortierellaceae. Bases 428 to 2215 code for a protein of 595 amino acids. Gene Ontology annotation, biological process: amino acid transmembrane transport. Gene Ontology annotation, cellular component: membrane. Gene Ontology annotation, molecular function: L-amino acid transmembrane transporter activity. The record is from RefSeq and is a predicted model, not a curated record.